Messenger RNA from Nymphalis io (European peacock), 6932 nucleotides. RefSeq lists its product as uncharacterized. The coding region runs from base 5 to 1489 and encodes 494 amino acids. Gene Ontology annotation, cellular component: recycling endosome; midbody; early endosome. Lineage: Eukaryota; Metazoa; Arthropoda; Insecta; Lepidoptera; Nymphalidae. The transcript has 7 exons. The record is from RefSeq and is a predicted model, not a curated record. Gene Ontology annotation, biological process: regulation of cytokinesis; positive regulation of protein localization to cilium; positive regulation of cilium assembly.
UAUCAUGGCGGAGGACGAAGACGGUGUUUCGGAUAAAAAAGCACCUGAAAGUUCGAAUAAUGGAGAAUCUUCGCAAGAUAGUCAACAAAAUGCCAUUAAACCCGACUUAGGAAUAGAAGAAGCUAAGUAUGAUGUUAAAGAAAAUGGAGAUGCGGAGCCUAUUGAACCUAUAAGUUCAACGUCUAAAUCGACUGGUGCAGUGCGCAAGGAAGAGAACCCUUUUUCUUUCCGGCACUUUUUGAAGCGAGACCUGUCGUUGCCAGGGAAUUCAACAUAUGAAAACACGGGGGCCAGACCGAAAGUUUACGCAAAUACAGUGCAGCAUUCUCCAACAAAAAUAGAUAUCCACGCUGAUUCGAGGCGUGAAAAAAUACGUUCAAGUGAAAUUCAAGCCAAAGAUAAACAAAGUGAUGGCAUAAGCCUUCGUAACUGUGACAAUGCAUCUUCGAGUAGUUCCGUAGAGAUACCUUUUAGUGUAGUUGAUAAUACCGAUUCUAAGCAUAAUCUAUACGCGGAUAGUUCCGACGGCCCGUUUUUUCACAGGCCUAAUUUAGCUUCUGAACCUUUAGGCAUGCCGUCAUUACCUGAUUUUGUUCAAGACCACAUAUUAGUGGAGCAAGCCUAUUUGAACUCUAAUGGCCCUAUAUCCGUCGACUUGGACAAUUUACCCGAUUUCACGUUUAAUACAAAUUUCAAUGCCGGAUCAUCAGCUUCAUUGGGAAGAAGGAAUAAAAGUGGAUAUGGCAGUAAUAGAAAUUAUGACUUUGAAUCUUACAUGGGAGCAGCCUCCACAUCUGCAGAAUCUGGUCCAUCCACUCGAAAUAUUCCUUUGGACUUGCCCACUGGUGCGGAGGCAGCUGGGCCGGUGCCUCUUGACCUGCCCGUACACCUCAGCUUGGACUUAACUGAGUCUGUAAACUCGGCUGAUCGCAGGAAUGUAUCGCCUAGAAAUAGUUUUCCAUUGGAUCUCCCUCCUAAUGCAGGUGCAGAGUCUAUGAGGCUACCAGACUUCCUACCCGUCCAUCCGGGUAGGACUUCACCGGAACCAGAGCAUCAAGAUGAGCAGCUUCAGCAGAUAAUCUCCGAAUUAGAGCGCACCAGAGCGGAGCUGUUCGCGGAGCGCAGUCGGCGCUCGCGCGCGGAGGAGGAGGCGCGGGCGGCGCGCGACGCGGCGACGCGGCUCCGCGCCGAGGCCGCCGCGCGACACUACGGCGCCGCGCCCGACGCGCCGCCCGCGCCGCCCGCGCCGCUCGACGCCGCCCGCUCGUCCGAGGCGGAAACGACGGUCUCCAAAUUGAAAAAUGAAGUGAAGAGACUAAAGGAGGAGCUGUCGGCGAGUCGCGCAGAGGUGCGCGGGCUGCGGGCGGCGCAGUGCGGGGUGGCGGCCGACCUGCGCCGCGCCAGCCAUCGCGCUGAGACCUCGCUCAGGGAGCUCCUGUCGGGCUUGGAGCGGUUACGGACCCUGAGUUCGACCCUCGACCCAACAUGAUGCUAGCUGUCCCACGUUCCUGUCGACCUCACACCUCAACUUUUGUAUUCAUUUAUUUCUCUAAACACUGCUAUUUAUAAGAUAAUUUAUUAAAUAUAAUUAUUUAACCUAUACUGAGUUGAUUAUACUCUGUGACUCGGUUGUAAAAUAAAAAAAAAUGUCUUUUUUUGGAUUUGCACUUCGAAUCUCUUUAAUAAUAAAGUAUGAAAGUAAAUCUUUUUUAAAUAUUUUUAUAUAGAAAAAGAAACGAUGUUUUUACAACUGAGAGAAAUUACGCUUUGAUUCCGCGAUAAUGUGAACUGUCCACGUUUUGUCUAUGUUAGUGUUUGGUUUGAACCGGAAACGCAGUACAAUUAAGUUUAUGUACAAUCGAAAACAUUUUAAACGUAUUUAGAAUUAAAUUAAUUUAAAUCCUUAUAUAGUUGUGUAUGGGAGAUCGUUGGAAUCGUCCUUGUGAUGUUUCAGUAGUCUGGGAUCAGGUCAAACCCAAUCAGACCCUAUCCAGGUCUAUGAAAAAAAAAAAAGUAAUCUAUCCCCACUCCCAAAUAAACUCCAUACACAUUUUCGCUAUACAUCCCUCUAUCUUUAGGAGUGAUAGUGUUGCAAGCGUUAAAGUUUUAAGGCCGACCCUGACUAAUGUAAUUGUAUAGAAUGAUCGAUAUUUAUUUUUGUAAUCGAAAAUAAUAUAUAAGGUCAUUAUAUAUUUGGGCCACUUCUGAACUGUAUUCGUUAUUGAACUUUAAGAUAAUAAUGGAAAGUUGUGAAGCGAAAUUUGAUUUAAUUAACUUGAACGUGACUUAUUUUUAGACUAUUUAGUUUGGUAUAUGUUGGUAUUAAGGUGAAAUUGAUGACGUAAUUGAAAAAAAGGUUUUACAAAAUUUAAAAUUAAAAAAACACGACUGCCCUUAACGUUUUUAUUUUCUUAUAGCCAGUGUCACUGUAUAAUUUAAGGAUUCUUAAAUUGAAAUAUUAAAACUAUUUAAAAGAUAUGGAAGAAUAAAGAAAAUCCUAUACACACAUGAACCCUUUUGGACUCAGUCGUGUAAAAAAAGUGUUGUUUUGAAGUUACGUUGAACUAAAGCGUUGUGACGUCAUACAUUCAGUUUAAGGUCACUUGUUUUUACAGUUUUUUUUAUUUUUAUAUUUGACUAAUCGAUUAUGUAACUAUUGAUUACAUAUAACAUUUAAUAUGCAUUAUAUAUAUGUUACAUUUAAAAAUAAAACAUUAUUUGGUUACCCAUAACGAAGAAGUUGAUUUUAUUAUAAAAUCCGAACGAAAGAUAGUUUUAAAGCUGCCGUUAAAAUUUGUCGAAACACAAUCGACGUUAAAAAUAUAUAGUAAGUUAUUCACGCGAUAUUUGUUUUUAUUUACACCGCAGCUAAACAUGGUAAGACGCUUAAGCUAAUACAUAGCAUCCGAUAUAUUUAAUUUUUACCAAUUACAUGAUGUUAAAUAUGUUUGUCUUCCGAGUGACGUAGGUUAUGAUUUGGCGCCAAAAGAAAUAAAAAAUGGCGAAUGAUCACAAUAGUUAAAGUGCUUUUUCGACAAACUAUGUUAAUCUACGGGAUAAAUUAAUCAUUUAGUAUUCAGAGAUCACACUAAUGUCCAACGGUUAUUAUUACAACAUUUACUGUAAACGGGCUCUAAUUGGAAGUUCUAAAUCGUGUAAUGGAAAAGGUAAUUAAAUAACUUUUUCUUUAUUAAAUCAUUAUUAGCUAUUACUAAUGUUUUGUUGGUGUACACGUUUCAGGCUCGUAGUCGAAGAUGCUUGUCUGUUUUAUUAUUAAUAACAGUCGUGUAAUAAUUAUUUGCAUCUAUUCGAUUAAUAUUUAUAAUUAUGUAAACAGUGAAAGUCAACGAUGAAGAUGCUGCUCGGUGUCGAUCGACAUUUGUUGAAAUCGUUUCAAUUUUUGCGAAACAAAUUCGAGCAGGUUGACAGUCACUUGUUUUUUUUAACCCGUUUUAUUGCUUCGAAAAGCCCGCAACCGGAGCCUCACACCUAAUUUUUAUGAAUAUCAUUAACAAAUAGUGCAAGUAUUUUAAAUUCAAAUCUGUUAGCCAUUUUAAGGUUACGCCAUUAUAAAGACAUUCAAAUACAUAUAUGAACCCUUAAAACAUUACACUCCUUUUGGGGAGUUAUAUUUUAGUGUGGUCCCAGCAUUAGAGUUAUGACAUCGGUUACAUUGAAUGAAACAUCGAUGUCGACAUGUAUAUUCAGAGAUAACAGCCCUAGAUGUGAAAGGUACUAUGUAAAAAGAGGCGCGAAAAUCCCAACGAUGAAUAAAAUGGCGCCUAUUUUUGAUUUUUAAAAUAUACUUUAUAAACGAAUUAAACUUGAUUAACCAUAUUCAAGAGUUCGAAACGACUUUGUAUAGAAUAUAUGUACUAUUUUCAUUUAUUCGAUUAAUUUAAAAAUGGUAUUUUCAAAAAAAAGUAAAAAGAUGUUUAUACGUUUAUUUUUAACUUUUUAAAUAAUUUUAUCACAUGCAAUAUUUUCUAUAUUUUAGAACCUCGAAGUACUAUAAUCGUUUUGAAUUUAAGCUCUGUAUUUUACUUAGAGCCGGUUGUACAAUUGUACAGUUUAAUUUAUUUUGUAUGUGAAUGUACGUUCAAUAAAUUGUAACGAGUGAAAUUAACAAUCUGAUAUGGCAACGAUUUAAUUAGUUAUCGAAUAAUGUUAAAUUAUUUAGUCUAUAAACUGUGAUGUAACCAUAGACACGGAAUAGAAUGAGACCAUCGUGUACAGCUGUCAAGUGAAUACGAGUGCAGUGAUAUAGUAUGCUUAAAAUUAAAAAAAAAAAAAAAAAAACUUAAAUGGUAAAUUAAUGCAUUUUUUUAUAAAAGUAAAGUUCUUGAAACCUUUUGUGUUUGCUUUUUAAUUUUUCAGUGUUCAUAAUUUAUUUUUCUGAUUGCGUCCAUGAAUUUGAAAAUAAUAGCGAUUUCUGUUUUAAAGUACGAUAUUUCCUUAUUCUUUCGGCGAUACUAAAUAGCAAUGUUCCUCGAAUUCGAAAAAAAUUAAAAGUCACUGCUUUAGAGAGUGGUCCAUUUCGUGAGGCUAUUGGUCAGUUCAUUCUGAUAUCAUGUCUAUGGUUGUAUCACAAUACAUAUAAGAUUAGAUUUAAAAAUGUAAAUUGCUAAAAUAUGUGGCUUUUUAUUUCAUAUGUCAUAUAAUGUUAUAAUAAAAACAUAAAUUGAUUAAAUAUUUAUUUUGUAUAGGUAUAUCAUAUCGGAAUAACGUUUUGAAAUUAUAACUGAUGUUUCAAUACAAGAAAUAAAGAUUGGAAAUUACUUUCUUUAAAACUAAGUAUGAAUCUUGCUAGAUAUGUCAAAGCACUCGAUAAAAAUACAGCAAAAGUUUCACCUAAAUAAACAUAUACAUUAAUUAAUCAUUCAUUAAAAAGGCAAGGGUUAUUUUGACAAAAUUACCCUUAAGAUUGUACUAUAAACAAAAUAAUGUAAAUAAAAUCAUACAUCGUAAUGUAAAUUCGUAUGAAAUAAUGAUUCAAAAUUAUAAUUAAUUGAAGUAUUGCAGCGGUAUUUGAAAAAUGUCGCACAUAUCUAAAAACUUAAAUUGUAAAGGAGGCUUGAAUAAUAGUAGAGCCACGUGCAUAAAUACUAUUUUGCGUAUAUUCAAUUUAAUUAAAUUUAUUCAUAAAAAAUUUUUAGUACUACCAUGUAUUUUUCUGUCUUUUUCUUAAUUUAUUUUUAGUCUGCAACUCAUCAAGUCAAUUAAAAAUCACUUAUCAAGCCAAAAACAAUUCCAUCUUCACAAACGUGAAAAAAUCUCCGAGAUUUUAUUGAUUGCCGUAAAGAAAUAAUUGACCAAAAACUUUCCCAGGUGAGGAGAAGGUUUGGAGCUUAUUCCACCACGCUGCUCCAAUGCGGGUUGGUGGAAUACACAUGUGGCAGAAUUUCAGUGAAAUUAGACACAUGCAGGUUUCCUCACGAUGUUUUCCUUCACCGUAAAGCACGAGAUGAAUUAUAAUCACAAAUUAAGCACGUGAAAAUUCAGUGGUGCUUGCCCGGGUUUGAACCCACGAUCAUCGGUUAAGAUUCACAUGUUCUUACCGCUGGGCCAUCUCGGCUCUCCUCAAAAAGAGGAGAGGAGGCCUUUAGCCCAGCAGUGGGACAUUCACAGGCUGUUACGGUUUCCCAGGUAAAUUUACUAUUGGCAACACUGUGAACUGUGUGAAGAAAAUAUAAAUAACAGCUAAUGUGAAAUUGUGAUAUACAUUUCUCUCCAAGUUUGUGCUAUGUUAUUAAUACAUUUUAAAGAUACAGCAAUAAUCGUGUAUAAAUCUGAAUUUUAUAUUAUGUUCAAAAUAUCGUAACGCAUAUGGGGUACUAUUCGAUACCUGGCUGAAUUCCGGAUACUCGAUCUGUUGGAAAAGUAGCAAUUAUAAAAUAUUUUGCAUUGUAUCAAAUUAGUUCAUUAAUUAUUGAAGUUAAUUGUUUUUAUAUUAGACGAGUUCUUUGAAUUAUCGGCACGCUGGCUUAUAUUCUUAAAUAUUUUCCAGUAAUCGACUAAAUAUCUAAUAUGUCCAUUUUAAUCGACGGCAACUAAUAGGUAUUUUCUUACUAUGUUUAGUAUACGUCACAAGCAAACGUCAUAUCCAGCCCCGGAUUUAUGCCUAGGCCUACCGCACCAGCCUAGUGGCACCACCAGUCGAGGGGCCCCACCUAAAAAUAAUAAGUUGACUCUUAACGACUUCGGAAUAGGGGGGUCGCCUCAAAUGUCAAAGUGCCUAGGGGCCUUGGAACUCCUAAGUCCGGGCCUGGUCAUACCAGUUCCUGAUCAUUGUCAAACUAUUGUGAAAAAAAGAACACUUGUUAUUGGAAAUGCUAAAUUGUAAUCGUGUAAAUAUAUUAUGGUUGUUUUAUUUAAGUUCCUUAAUUAUAAAUUAAAUGUAGCGAAUGUGACUUAGAUGUAACGUUUUAAAAAAAUUAAUAAAACUAAACAAAUCAGACUUCAUAAAGUUAAGGAUUAAAAUAUUUUGACUUUUAGAGGUAGAUUUCACCACGAUACCCAAUACCCAGCGAUGUUACUUUCUUUCGAAUAAUAGAUAAUAAAAUUAUUAACUUGAUGCCUCACCUAUAUAUAUUUAGUGUAUGUAACUUGAUCCGUUGUCAAGUUCCAGAUUCCUCGAAACACUUUCCGUGUAUAAUAAAAUUAAUUAUAUUAUUGGUAUUAGACGUUUUCCAUAAAUGUACAUAACAUUUAUUUUAAGAUAAAUUAUCUAUUUUGAAAACAAUCACGUACUGUAUGCUGGUCCCAUUAAAUAUUGGUCGAUUGACGAAAUAUUAUUGUUUAAUGAGCAAAGUAUGACUUCUGUGAGCGUGAUGGAAACAAAUAAAAUUAAUUUUAAAUGGUUGUGUUUUAUUAAAAAUAAAUACUUUUUUCAUUAUCAUUAGUAAUAUAUGUGUAGUUUAUGUUCGUAUUAU